Erinaceus europaeus (western European hedgehog) is the source of this 5610-nucleotide messenger RNA. RefSeq names its product ATP binding cassette subfamily C member 4 (gene ABCC4). Gene Ontology annotation, cellular component: plasma membrane. The transcript is spliced from 31 exons. Gene Ontology annotation, molecular function: ATP hydrolysis activity; ATP binding; ABC-type transporter activity. Gene Ontology annotation, biological process: transmembrane transport. The coding region runs from base 146 to 4126 and encodes 1326 amino acids. Lineage: Eukaryota; Metazoa; Chordata; Mammalia; Eulipotyphla; Erinaceidae. The record is from RefSeq and is a predicted model, not a curated record.
CCUCGGGGGGCGGGGACGGGGCGUGCCGCCGGCGCCCGGCUCCCGGAAGCGGGUGUUUCCCGGCUCCAGCCGAGCUGCCCCGCGCGGUGGCCGCAGCCCAGGCAUCCUCGGCCGCGCCUCCGGGAGCAGCGGGAAGCCGCCGGAGAUGCUGCCGGUGUACGCGGAGGUGAAGCCCAACCCGCUGCGGGGCGCCAACCUCUGCUCGCGCGUGUUCUUCUGGUGGUUGAACCCCUUGUUUAAAAUUGGUCACAAGCGGAGGCUGGAAGAAGAUGACAUGUACUCAGUGCUCCCGGAAGAUCGCUCCAAGCGCCUCGGGGAGGAGUUACAGGGGUAUUGGGAUAAGGAAGUAUUGAAAGCUGAGAAAGAAGCCCAGAAGCCAUCGUUAACGAAGGCCAUCAUCAAGUGUUACUGGAAGUCCUACCUGGUUUUGGGGAUCUUUACGUUAAUCGAGGAAGGCACCAAAGUAAUUCAGCCUGUCUUCUUGGGGAAAAUCAUCAGUUACUUUGAGAACUAUGACCCCGCGGACUCCACAGCUCUGCAUGAGGCCUACGUGUACGCCACGGUGCUCACGGCCUGCACGCUGCUCCUGGCCAUCCUGCAUCAUCUCUACUUCUACCACGUCCAGUGCGCUGGCAUGCGGCUCAGGGUCGCCAUGUGCCACAUGAUUUACCGAAAGGCACUCCGCCUGAGUAACAUGGCCAUGGGAAAGACCACCACCGGCCAGAUAGUCAACCUGCUGUCUAACGACGUGAACAAGUUUGAUCAGGUGACCAUCUUCCUGCACUUCCUGUGGGCGGGGCCUCUGCAGGCCAUCGCGGUGACAGCCUUGCUGUGGAUGGAGAUAGGCAUCUCCUGCCUGGCAGGCAUGGCGGUGCUCCUCAUCCUGCUGCCCCUGCAGAGCUGCAUCGGGAAGCUGUUUUCAUCGCUCCGGAGUAAGACGGCGUUUUUCACGGACGUGAGGAUCCGGACCAUGAACGAGGUCAUCACUGGCAUUCGCAUCAUCAAGAUGUACGCUUGGGAGAAAUCCUUUGCCGAUCUCAUCAUGAACUACAGAAAGAAGGAGAUCUCCAAGGUGCUGAGAAGUUCCUACCUGAGGGGGAUGAACUUGGCAUCGUUUUUUGUGGCCAGCAAGAUCAUCGUGUUCGUGACCUUCACGACCUAUGUGCUCCUGGGCAACGUGAUCACGGCCAGCCGCGUGUUUGUGGCCGUGACACUGUAUGGGGCGGUGCGGCUGACCGUCACCCUCUUCUUCCCCGCUGCCAUUGAAAGGGUGUCAGAGGCCAUAGUCAGCAUCCGGAGAAUCAAGAACUUUCUGUUACUUGACGAGAUACCGCGGCGCCCCCCGCAGCUGCCUUCCGAUGGUAAAACGCUAGUGCAUGUGCAAGAUUGUACUGCUUUUUGGGAUAAGGCAUCGGAGACUCCCACCCUGCAUGGCCUUUCCUUCACCGUCAGGCCCGGUGAGCUGUUAGCUGUGGUCGGACCCGUGGGAGCAGGCAAGUCCUCGCUGCUGAGUGCCAUGCUGGGGGAGCUGCCCCCGAGCCAGGGGCUGGUCAGCGUUCACGGGAGCGUGGCCUACGUCUCCCAGCAGCCCUGGGUCUUCUCGGGAACCGUGCGCAGCAACAUCUUAUUCGGGAAGAAGUACGAGAAGGAGCGCUAUGACAGAGUGAUAAAGGCCUGUGCUUUGCAAAAGGACCUGCAGCUCUUGGAGGACGGAGACCUGACUGUGAUUGGGGACCGGGGCACCACGCUGAGUGGGGGACAGAAGGCCCGGGUCAACCUCGCCAGAGCAGUGUACCAGGAUGCUGACAUCUACUUGCUGGAUGACCCCUUGAGUGCAGUGGACGCAGAAGUCAGCAGGCACCUGUUUGAACUGUGCAUUUGUCAGACUUUGCACGAGAAGAUCACCAUCUUAGUGACUCACCAGCUGCAGUACCUAAAAGCUGCCAGUCAGAUCCUGAUACUGAAAGAUGGCAGAAUGGUCGAAAAGGGGACUUACACUGAGUUUCUGAAAUCUGGAGUCGACUUUGGUUCCCUUUUAAAGAAGGAAAAUGAGGAGGCUGACCAUCACUCUCCAGUCCCGGGAUCUCCCACACUGAGGAAACGAACCUUCUCAGAGUCUUCAGUUUGGUCUCAGCAGUCAUCCAGACCCUCACUGAAAGAUGGCGCCCAAGGGGGUCAAGAAACUGAGAACGCGCAGGUGGCAGUCCCAGAGGAGAGUCGUACAGAAGGGAAGGUCGGCUUCAAAGCCUACAAGAACUACCUGGCUGCCGGCGCCCACUGGGUUGUCAUCGUCCUUCUUGUCCUCUUAGACACCGCCGCACAGGUUACCUAUGUUCUUCAAGACUGGUGGCUUUCUUACUGGGCAAAUGAACAGAGUGCUCUGAAUAUCACGGUAAAUGGAAAUGGAAAUGUAACUGAGAAGCUGGAUCUUAACUGGUUCUUGGGCAUUUAUUCAGGUCUAACUGUAGCUACUGUCCUGUUUGGCAUAGCGAGAUCGCUGCUGGUCUUCUAUGUUCUUGUUAAGUCUUCACAGACUCUGCACAACAGAAUGUUCGAGUCCAUCCUGAAGGCUCCAGUAUUGUUCUUUGAUAGAAAUCCCAUUGGGAGAAUUUUAAAUCGUUUCUCCAAAGACAUUGGGCAUAUGGAUGACUUGCUGCCCUUGACCUUUCUUGAUUUCAUCCAGACGUUCCUGCUGGUGGUUGGUGUGGUGGGCGUGGCAGUGGCUGUGAUCCCAUGGAUUGCCAUCCCCCUGGUUCCCCUGGGCAUCAUUUUCAUUAUUCUUCGCCGAUAUUUCCUAGAAACAUCCAGAGAUGUCAAACGCCUGGAGUCCACAACUCGGAGCCCGGUGUUCUCCCAUUUGUCAUCAUCUCUCCAGGGUCUCUGGGUCAUUCGGGCCUUCAAAGCUGAAGAGAGGUUUCAGGAGCUAUUUGAUGCCCACCAGGAUUUGCAUUCAGAGGCUUGGUUCCUGUUUCUGACCACGUCCCGGUGGUUCGCUGUGCGUCUGGAUGCCAUCUGUGCCAUCUUUGUCAUCAUCGUCGCCUUCGGUUCCCUCGUUCUGGCCCAAACCUUGGACGCUGGGCAGGUCGGCCUGGCCCUGUCCUACUCCCUCACACUUAUGGGCAUGUUCCAGUGGUGCGUCAGGCAGAGCGCCGAGGUGGAGAAUAUGAUGAUCUCUGUAGAGAGGGUGAUCGAAUACACAGACCUGGAGAAAGAAGCGCCUUGGGAAUACCAAAGACGCCCUCCACCCUCCUGGCCCCACGAGGGCGUGAUUGUCUUCGACAAUGUCAAUUUCUCGUACAGUCUAGAUGGGCCCUUGGUACUGAAGCACCUGACGGCCCUCAUCAAAUCCAGGGAGAAGGUCGGUAUUGUGGGAAGGACAGGAGCUGGAAAAAGUUCUCUCAUCUCAGCCCUUUUUAGAUUGUCAGAACCCGAAGGUAAAAUUUGGAUCGAUAAGAUCUUGACAACCGAAAUUGGACUUCACGAUUUAAGGAAGAACAUGUCAAUCAUACCUCAGGAACCUGUUUUAUUCACUGGAACCAUGAGGAAAAAUCUGGAUCCCUUUAAUGAGCAUACGGAUGAAGAGCUGUGGAAUGCCUUAGAAGAGGUGCAACUUAAAGAAACCAUUGAAGACCUUCCUGGUAAAAUGGACACGGAACUAGCGGAAUCAGGCUCAAACUUCAGUGUGGGACAGAGACAACUGGUAUGCCUCGCCAGGGCUAUCCUCCGGAAAAAUCGGAUAUUGAUUAUUGACGAAGCAACAGCAAAUGUGGAUCCCAGAACUGACGAGUUAAUACAACAGAAGAUCCGUGAGAAAUUUGCCCAGUGCACUGUGCUGACCAUCGCACACAGAUUAAACACCGUCAUCGACAGCGACAAAAUCAUGGUUUUGGAUUCGGGAAGACUGAAGGAAUAUGAUGAGCCGUAUAUUUUGCUGCAAAAUAAAGAGAGCCUCUUUUACAAGAUGGUGCAACAGCUGGGCAAGGCUGAGGCCGCUGCCCUCAUCGAAACAGCAAAACAGGUGUACUUCAAAAGGAAUUAUCCGGAUAUCACUCAUAAUGGUCACAUGGUUACGAACACUUCCAAUGGACAGCCCUCGGUCUUAACAAUUUUUGAGACAGCGCUGUAAUUCUGCCACAACAUCAAGUCUUUUCCAAAGGCAUUUAUUUCCCCAUCAUUUUCACACCUUCUACACAGCACCGUACCAUUUGCCACUCCUGCAAUCAAUGCCGACACGUACGAAACUCUCUAUUCAUUGGGGUUUUUCCCUCCAGCUUCACCCAGUGAUUUUAAGCUCUGAAAAAAAAUGAUUUGUUUAAUUUAUAUAUUAUAGUGUUGUUGUUUUUUUUUUCUUAUCCAAAUCAGAGGUGCAGGCCACCAAUAAAACCUACCAGGUUUUGUGCCUUAAGAGACUCCGGAACUGAUUGUUCAUUGUGUAAGGUAUAAAACAAGUUGCCGUAGUUUUAUUUCAUUUUUUGUUUAACAUCCCCCAGAACUGAAUAUUAUGCUCCAGUCAUAUCAGGGAUUCUUUUUACUUGAAGACCGUGUGAAGUUGCCAUUUUUGUCUUAAACCACUCUCUUUAACCUAACUAGAUUUUCCUCUCCUCUCUCCCCUCCCUACCCAAAGGCCUGGGGUUAACAGAACACUUUCUCAAUGUAAGUAAGAGCCUUGGUAGGCUACAAUAUAAUGAUUGUGCUAUCUUCAAUCGGUUUUGAUGGACAUGCCUGACUUUGUAUGGUAAAUGGUACCUUCAGCCUCAGCAUGGUGUUAUUUUCAAACAAAUAAAUAAAAGACCAGGCCACACACUGUUCUCCCUGAAAUAGGUAGCAACAUUCUUACUUGGAUUUCAGGUUUACUGACAGUUCACUGUUUGUUGGCCAUAAGCUUUCUGGUUCAGUCUUUAAUGGAAUCCUUUCUCAGUUGAAUGCAUAGGCUCUUCCAGUGUUGAGAAAAACAGAAGAUCAUUGCAAGCAUGUAAUUAUGUAAUAUGUUCUCAGGAUGCUUCCAGAAGGUUCACUCCUGUGAGCCUGCAUGUGCUAGUUUACCUUGGUCCACUAGUAAUACUUUAUUUGAAUGAUGGGGCAUUUUUUUGGUGGUAGUGAUGGCUGCUAAAGUGUAAGUUGAAGCUAGAAAAGAUUUUGCUGUCGUGGUUUUCAGUGGGUUCUCAGGAUCUUGUAGAAUAAGGUGUCACCAACCUCAAAUGGCAGGUUUUAUGCCUUUAUACAAGUAGGUUUUAGGACUCUUCAAUGGAGAGAAACAGAUGUUUUAUAGAAUCAAGCCUUAAAGACACACACACACACCACACACUACUACCACAAUACAUUGAGUGCAGUCAUUCUCUGGCUCUUUGUAUUUAAAAAUGAUAGUUGUUGUUAUUAUUAUUAUUAUUUCACCAAAUCAGUAAGUUUUUUUUUUUAAACAGAAUGGUUAAUAUAUCAGAAGCCUACAAUGGCAAUGAUAAUGAGGUUUGUGGAAAUAUUGGAAAUCUGUGUUUAUUUGGUCUUUAGAGGUUACAGUCAAUUGAAUAAUUGUUUCUAUUGUUUUGUCUUAAGGUAAUUUUUUUUUUUAUGGAAACAAAAUUCUACAGAAAUAAAUGCCAGUUUUCAUCUCUA